AUGAUUAGUAAACGAAUCAUUGACGUAACGUCGUCAUUAGGUGUUUCAACGAAAUUUACGUCAAAAAGGCAUUUUGCUUCAAAAUUGUUCAAAGAAAAGUAUGCAAAAACACGACCAUUUAAAACACCAACAAUGAUUGCGAUGGAUAAUUUCGAUUUCUAUUAUGGACCAGUAUAUGGUAAUCAAUGGCCAUCAAUACGUUUAGGAUUACUUACACCGAAUAAAUAUUUUGCUGUGUUAAAUAAAUUUUCAAGAAAUCGACAGAAAAAUGAAGCACAGUUAAAAGAUCUAGGCGCAUAUAAUGUUCUGGAAAAACUUCAUCAAAAAGUUGAUAAGAAGGAUAAUACACAUGUAGAGUACGAAGAAUAUGAACCGAUAUCAUCAAAUGAUACGUCGAAAACUAAUGAUUCGGUUGAAAAUGAAUUGGAUUCUAUAUAUAUGCGUGGUGAGGGAGGAUUGGGACAUUUUCGACAGUCUGGUGAAAUUGCAUCGUUAGAGGAACGAGCACAUUUCAAAACUCAGUUAUCGAAAGAUGGAAAUAUCAGAAAGAUUAAUAUCACUGGUUUUGAAGGACAAUGCGUUGAGUUACCGACAAAAAGUCAUGUAUUAACAUAUCCAACUGAACUGAUUGUAUAUUCCUUUCCAAAGGGUGAUUUAUCUGAUUAUCCACCCCCUCCGAAAGAUGAAGUUGGAACUCCAGGUUGGUGGCUUCUUGAUGGAGGCUCACUUGCGCCCGUUCUAGCUUUGGGUUUAACCGAAGAGUCAAAUGUCUUAGACAUGUGUGCUGCACCAGGCGGAAAAAGUUUGUUAAUUGUACAGACUGGUUUAAUGACUAAUUUGACAUGCAAUGACAAUAAACAAAGCCGCUUGGGUCAGUUGCAUCGAGCAUUGGGACAAUAUAUACCGGUUAAUUCAGAUGUUGCUAAUCGAAUAAUAUUGAAGAGAAAAGAUGCAUCAGUAUUGGAUUAUUGGGAUGAAUGUAACACUUAUGAUAGGGUUUUGGUGGAUGCACCAUGCACUUCCGAUCGUUUGUCAGUAAACAGAGAUGAUGGUAAUCUAUACUCAACUCAACUAACUGAACAGCGUUUAAAUUUACCAGAAGUACAAACACGAAUGCUUGUCAAUGCAUUACGAUCUGUUCAAGUUGGUGGUUAUGUUGUUUACUCAACAUGCGCAUUAUCUCCAGUGCAAAAUGAGGGAGUUGUUGAAAAUAGUGUAGCAAUAGCAGAUGAACAUUUUGGAAUAAAGGUGGUAGAGUUGUCAUUGUCGCAAAUGGUAUCACAUUUCAGAAAUAUAUAUCGAUUUAGUGAUAAACCUCGCAGAGGUAUUCUUAUACUUCCUUUUUUACCCUCUAACUGUGGUCCAAUGUAUAUGUGUAAGUUGCAGAGGAUUCAAUAG
This is a messenger RNA of Brugia malayi, 1398 nucleotides long. It is a transcript of the gene Bma-nsun-4, whose product is annotated as RIKEN cDNA 2810405F18, putative. Gene Ontology annotation, biological process: RNA methylation. The record is from RefSeq and is a predicted model, not a curated record. Bases 1 to 1398 code for a protein of 465 amino acids. NCBI's taxonomy places the organism in Eukaryota, Metazoa, Nematoda, Chromadorea, Rhabditida, Onchocercidae. The transcript is spliced from 9 exons. Gene Ontology annotation, molecular function: methyltransferase activity.